Molecule: messenger RNA, 2607 nt
Organism: Klebsormidium nitens
Lineage: Eukaryota; Viridiplantae; Streptophyta; Klebsormidiophyceae; Klebsormidiales; Klebsormidiaceae
Source: the annotation of a GenBank genome assembly
AUGGCUGGUGAAAGCCGCUUCCCUCCAAAGGAUGCUCGGAAACGUGUCUCAAGCGGGAAAAAAAUCAAGAAGAAGACCCUGAAACCGGCCCUCAAUCUGAGCAACUGCAAGUACGAAGUCGUGCGCCGGGUUCAGCGGACUCUAGGAUGGAAGGAAGUCGGAGACGAGGACGAAUGGCACGUCUACUGGACCGACACGUCAAUCGGGGCAGACCGGCUGCUCCGCUUAGAGCCUUACCAGAAGAUCAACCACUUUUUCGGCAUGCUCGAGGUCUGCCGCAAGAAGGCACUCUCGCGCAACUUUGCGGCCAUGAAGAAGCUCGCGCCCAACGAGUACAACUUUAUGCCCAAGAGCUUCGUCCUACCCAUCGAACUCCCCGAGUUCCUAACCCAGUUCACGAAGAAGUCGGUUAAGACGUUCAUCCUCAAGCCCGACACGGGCUGCCAGGGCCGCGGCAUCGCGCUCGUCCAAAACGAGGCCGGGGUUUACGAGGCGCUACGAAACCUCCCAACGGAGGCGCUUGUCGCGCAAAAGUAUCUUUCCAAGCCCAUGUUGGUGAACGACUUCAAGUUCGACCUGCGGAUCUACGUGCUCGUGCUCUCGUGCGAUCCUCUGCGGGUCUUUCUGUACAAGGAGGGGCUGGCCCGCUUCUGCACCGAGAAGUACGUCGCCCCGCAGAGGAGCAAUCUGGCCCAGGCUUGCAUGCAUCUGACCAACUACGCGGUGAACAAGCGGAACGACAAGUUUGCGUUCAACAAAGACGCGGCCGCGGCCGACGAGGGCAGCAAGUGGAGCUUGACGGCGAUGCUGGUGGCGCUUCGGAAAAAGGGCCACGACGUCGAUAAACUAUGGGAGCAGAUUGCGGACGUCACGUGCAAAACCCUGAUCUCCAUCCAGCCGCUGCUCGCGCACAACUACCGCACGUGCAUCCCCGACGGCCGCGACCCCUUCUCGUGCUUCGAGCUGCUCGGACUUGACGUCAUCCUGGACCACAAAUGCAAGCCCUGGCUGCUCGAGGUGAACCACUCCCCGUCUUUUACCACCGACACCCCGCUCGACCUCCGCAUCAAAGAAUCCCUCAUCCUCGAAACCCUCAACCUCGUUAACCUAGAUCAUCGCCAAAUCCAGAAGUACCAAGAAGGGGAGAAAUCGGGGGCCUUGUCACGGCUCUACAGCCGCAGACGAAGCAGCGCAAAAGAGAACCAACCUGCGGCAACAGGGCCUAAGGAUCCCGGCGGAAGAGGCGGCGGACGGAAUCCGCUGGAGUCAGCCAAGGAGCGGAACGCGGGCGGAAAUGGGUUGCCGUCGGGUUCCGAGUCUGGUUUGAAGUCGGUUAAGCAGGGUGUCGAGAGGUUUAAUCAAAUUUGUGAGUCGUCUAGCAAGGAGUCAAAUCGGGUUGACCGAAGUUCAGUCUCUGAAGUGGGCGCAACGGAAGAGCAUUCCGUCUCUGUCGAGGAAAGCAGCGGAACUGGUGAGGCGGAACCGGAAGCGGCCAAGUCGGUGUCAGGAGGUUUCGUUGAGAAAAUGGGUUUGGGGUCGGUUAGCGACGUUGAAGCGGAGCCGUCAGCGGACGGCGCCGCAACACGGCGGAAAGAACUAGAGGCGUUGCUGGAGUCGAGGCGAGCUUUCGAAGACAAGACGAUGGUGCUGUAUGAGCGCAUACUGCCCUCGAGCGACCCGGCAAUGGCUGCCAAGUACGAAAGGUUGCAACAGGCGGCGCAGGCCGUUUUCCAAGAGCACCAGGAAAUCAAAGUGCGCAAGCGCAUCGCGCAAGUCUCGGAAGAGCGGCGGCAGCAGGAGCAGGAGGAACUAGAGCGAGCGUCAAAACCGGUGCGGAAAACGGUCGAGCAGCUCAAAAAGCUGCUCAAACCGCGGGGGAUCGUCAGGAAACCGGACCCGAGACUGGACCGACCGGUGUUCCGGUUCUCGGCAAUCGAUGUGGGCGCUCCGCCGGAAUCCGUUGCGGCCGACACUGAUGGAAGCCACGUGGCGCUUAAAGACUGGUUGGAGGCGCAGGGGCCAGCCACGGCCGCGGCGGAACGGUUCGCGCGGAGGAGUGACGUCAGCAACACGGUCAGUCCGCGGGAGGCUGAGGUCAGCAGCUGGAUGGCUCUGUUCAGCAAAAAGGUGGUGCGCGAGCAGAGACCGGAAUGGAGAGCGGAACGGGGACCGGAAGGUCGACCGGAGUCGCGGGAGAGCGAACGAAGCGCGUCCAGCAGUGUCGUCAGCAGGCCCGGAAAACCCGGGCGGCUUUCCCUGCCCGCGCUGCGGCACGUGCCCGAGGGGGAGGUCAGCAGCUGCAAGCUGAGCGACGCGUGUCAGCCGUCGCUGUCGCAGCUGCUCGCGGCCGCGGCCGCGAGCGCGCGCGUGCACCGAAAGUCCGAAGGGGCGACCUCGCAACUAGAGUGGGCGCCGCAGGGUCGCCGGAGGAGCUCGAGAAAAGUGACCGGGGCAAACCACCGGGUGCAUCCGACGGUGGGCGUUGAGUCCGGGGAAGAAGUGGUCGGGGUCGCGAAUAAGGUGGCGUUGAUAGCCAAAGGGCUGAAGCUUGGGGCGCCGCUUGCCGCGUCCAACGUGCGACGACAUUCGUUGUCGUUGUCAAAUUAG